AUGAUGCUAAAAUUUAUCAAUUCCGUACAACCCGUAAUUAAUCGUGUUUGCUUAAAUCCGAAGACUUCACAAACACAAUUUCGUUACUUUACGUCUUCUACUGUUACUAAUUCAGUUAAAGUAGCCGUUCUUGGUGCAGCUGGUGGUAUUGGUCAACCACUUUCACUUCUUCUCAAACAUAACGAACUGAUAACAAAUUUAUCACUUUAUGAUAUUGUUAAUACACCUGGUGUUGCUGCCGAUUUGAGUCAUAUAAAUACCGCUAGCAAGGUUUCUGGAUUCCUCCCAGAAAAUGAUGGUCUUAAACAUGCUGUCUCUGGUUCUAAUAUCAUAGUAAUACCUGCUGGUGUACCUCGUAAACCUAACAUGACACGUGAUGAUUUGUUCAAUACUAAUGCUUCAAUAGUUCAGGAUUUAGCUACUGCUGCAGCCAAAUAUGCACCAGAAGCACAUUUGGCAAUUAUUUCCAAUCCUGUGAAUUCCACUGUACCGAUUGUAUCAGAAAUUUUCAAGGCUUAUGUGUUUGGUGUCACAACUCUUGAUGUUGUUCGUGCAUCUCGUUUUAUAUCAGAAAUUAAAGGCACAGAUCCAAAAAAUGAAAGGAUCACAGUGGUUGGAGGACAUUCUGGAGUGACAAUUAUUCCGUUGAUUUCUCAAACUGGAUCAAAUCUCACAGAAGAAGAGACAAAAGCUUUAACUCAUAGAAUACAAUUUGGUGGUGAUGAAGUUGUUAAAGCUAAAGCUGGAACUGGAUCAGCGACACUUUCAAUGGCCUAUGCAGCAGCACAUUUCACUGAUUCAUUAUUGCGUGCAAUUGUAAAGGGUGAAAAAGGAAUAAUUGAAGCUGCUUAUGUUAAAUCAGAUUUAUUUUCUGAGCAAGGUAUUGAUUACUUUGCGUCAGAUAUUGAGUUAAGUACAGAAGGUGUCGGUAAAAUUUAUCCAUUAGGUGAAUUAAGUCCCUAUGAAAAGGAAUUAUUGUCAGCAGCCAUACCUGAAUUAAAGAAAAAUAUUGAUAAGGGUGUUAGUUUUGCAACAAAUUUAAAAUAA
Messenger RNA from Entrophospora candida, 1047 nucleotides. The record is from the annotation of a GenBank genome assembly. NCBI's taxonomy places the organism in Eukaryota, Fungi, Glomeromycota, Glomeromycetes, Entrophosporales, Entrophosporaceae.